Messenger RNA from Mercenaria mercenaria, 2287 nucleotides. Its product is annotated as hepatocyte nuclear factor 3-beta-like. Lineage: Eukaryota; Metazoa; Mollusca; Bivalvia; Venerida; Veneridae. Gene Ontology annotation, biological process: cell differentiation; regulation of transcription by RNA polymerase II; anatomical structure morphogenesis. The coding region runs from base 128 to 1423 and encodes 431 amino acids. Gene Ontology annotation, molecular function: RNA polymerase II cis-regulatory region sequence-specific DNA binding; transcription factor binding; protein domain specific binding. The record is from RefSeq and is a predicted model, not a curated record. The transcript has 2 exons.
GGACAUUAGAACGUGUAAAAUGCAUAUUAGUACAUGUAUUUCGCAAUAAAAGUUUAAGUUCGAAAGAAACUAUGUGAUAGGCUGUUAAAAUUUGGAAUUGGCGUGCCUAACAGUAAAACUGGCAUCGAUGUACGACAAACAGCCGACGGGAGCGGAGUAUCCGCCGGCGGGGGACUAUUUGACGAUGUUGUCAAAGUCUACAUAUGACCCUGUCAAAACAGCAUAUGAUCCGACGGGGUAUCCGAUGGCUAGUGUAGCGAGCAUGAACUCUAUGGGAGGUAUGAGUGGCAUGGGAUCGAUCGGAUCUAUGGGCAUGAACAAUAUGAACUAUUCAUCACAGGCUAUCACGGGUAUGGGAGCGCCGCAUGGAUACGGUAUGAGCAUGGCACCAACCGUCGGCAUGCACACCGGAAUGUAUGGAAGUAUGAACACUAUGAACACAAAUGGGCACAUGAGUGGAAUGACAAGCCCAGUGCCUAUGAAUGGAAUGUCAGAUCCCAUCUCUCCAAUGCGAAUGGACUUAAACAGAGCCCAGGCUAUCAACAGAGCACGUGAGAAGACAUACCGCCGGAGUUAUACGCACGCAAAGCCGCCAUACUCGUACAUUUCACUCAUCACCAUGGCUAUUCAACAGUCACCAAAUAAAAUGUGUACGUUGAGUGAAGUAUAUCAAUUCAUAAUGGACUUAUUCCCGUUCUACCGACAAAAUCAGCAACGCUGGCAGAAUUCUAUACGUCAUAGUUUGUCGUUCAAUGACUGUUUUGUGAAAGUUCCCCGAACGCCCGACAGACCGGGAAAAGGAAGUUACUGGACAUUACAUCCCGAUUCUGGGAAUAUGUUUGAAAAUGGUUGCUAUCUAAGACGUCAGAAACGGUUUAAAUGUUUAAAGAAGGAAGAUCUACGAUCAAAAAAUGGUUUAGGGGAAGAUAGUGGUGACGAAGGGCAUUCUGGAGAUGAAGGCGAUAGUGUUUCACAACCAGGGUCUCCAGAGGACCAUCACGCACAAAAUCAUCAACAACUUCAACAGCCGCCGCCACAACCACCCCCUCAACAACAUCACAUGGCGGGUCAACUCGAACCUAUACCUAGCAAAACAGAACCAAACCCAGUUGGAACACCAACGUCUGGAUCAACGCCGGGGCCGGACCUUCGGCAACUCCAACAUCAACACCACGACGUGAUGUCAAUGGGACACGGAUACCCAGGUGUGAAUCCCGCGCACUCAUUUAAUCACCCAUUCUCAAUAAACAGUUUAAUUACAGACAAUGCGAAAAUGGACAAACUUUAUGAAAUGCAUGGGAUGUAUCCAGGUUAUAAUAAUAUGCAUCCAAUGAACAUUCCGACGAAAGUUGAGGGGUCAGGGAUGGCUCCCGACGGAGGAUAUUAUAAAACCUAUACUCCACACAGUACGGCGAGCCUGUGAAAGCUUAAAAUUAACUCUUAGUUGAUAGGCAAAAGUGACUUAAAUGUGACACACACUUAUAGCUGAUACCAAAGAUGUGUUUUUAUCAGGAAAUCAUGUUAUUGUGACCAUGUAAGUCGUAUUUUUACAGGUUUUACAUAUAUGACCAUUUCAUCUUAAGAUUAUAAAUUUGAAAUUUCAAUUUUCUGAAAGAUAAGAGUACGCGGAUUUUUAACAUAAGUUGAAUGCUUUAAGCUAUAUUGCGUCCUCUAGUAGGCCAAUUUCAAUACGAAUCUGUUGUCAUGAGCGGGUGAAAUAUAUUUGAAACCUAAGAUGUACUACUUUGUUAAUGGAUCGAAUAAACCUGUGUUCAUAUUUCAUCAAAGAUUUUACAACGUUUCUCAUAAGUUUCCAACUCACAAACAAUUAGCCGAAACGCUAGUGAAGGACAUUAUGCUAUGAAUAGGACUAUGGAUUCAUUAUUUCGCCCCAUUAUUUAUUCGUACUCAACACCACUUAGCUGUCAUUUUUGACAAGUUUAUUCCAAUUUGUACAUUUCUUUCUUCAAUUUUUCAGUGUUUUUUUCCAUGUUAAUUUAUUUUUAGAGUAGAGUUUUUGCUCAAGAUUCUUUUAGAAUUGAUCAAUUAGCGCGGAUAAUCAUUUGUUUUUUUGUUAUUUAAAGAUAAAAUUAAUGUAACUCUAGAAAUAAGUUACUUUAACAUUUCUCUGGCGUUUAAGGCCAUUUGCAUCUGUUUUCUUUUGUCUUAGAUGAAAAUCUUUAGUGAUUCUAUAACUUUGCUUUAUUUUAUUUUCAUACGACAUUGUAAAAGAUUUAACUGAUCUGUCGGUUUAUAGAUAUUAAAUAUUAUAAAUUAUGAAAUUUAA